Messenger RNA from Malania oleifera, 1007 nucleotides. Its product is annotated as DNA repair protein XRCC4. Lineage: Eukaryota; Viridiplantae; Streptophyta; Magnoliopsida; Santalales; Ximeniaceae. Gene Ontology annotation, molecular function: DNA binding. Bases 76 to 867 code for a protein of 263 amino acids. The transcript is spliced from 6 exons. The record is from RefSeq and is a predicted model, not a curated record. Gene Ontology annotation, biological process: DNA recombination; positive regulation of ligase activity; double-strand break repair via nonhomologous end joining. Gene Ontology annotation, cellular component: nucleus; DNA-dependent protein kinase-DNA ligase 4 complex; DNA ligase IV complex.
AGAAAAAAAAAGAAAAAGAAAAAGGGAGGCAAACGAAAUAAAGCCCGUACUUCAUCCAUCUGCAUCUUCCUCCUAAUGGAUUCACCGAGGCGGACAUGCCUGAAACUCCAAAUCCCCACCGAAUCUGAACCCCACCCGACCCACCAACCCAUCUUCGUCAAAGGCACAUGGUUUCCCACUCACUUCCAUCUCUCCAUCACCGACGGCCUCCAUGCCUGGAGCUGUCACGCAUCCGAAGCUGAGGUUCGAGAGCGAGCCGCCCAGUGGGAUCAGCCCGUCUCUGACUACGUCAACCUCGCGGAGCGCUACCUUGGGUUCCAACAGCCUGGUUCAGCCUACGGGUUCGCCGAUGCUGGGGACGGUCACAGAAGGUUGUCAUGGACAUUUGAGAAGGAAGGCACUAAGUUAGAGUGGCGUUGGAAGUGUCAACCAUCGGCUGAUGGUCAAAAAACUACAGCAGAGAUCUUGGACUUUCUUAUGGAUGCAAACAUAAGGCUAAGUGAAGAAGUUGUUAGGAAGACCAAAUCAUUUGAGAGCCUAAAGGUGGAAGCUGAAAAGUGUUUAGCACAAAGUGAGAAAUUCAGUGACGAGAAGACUGAAUUUGAAUCUGCAAUCUAUGCAAAGUUUCUUGGGGUCCUGAAUUCAAAGAAAGCAAAACUCAGAGAGCUUCGGGACCAGCUUUCGAAACAGAAAACCUUGGGGAAGUUGCCAGAAGAUGAGGAAGAGUCAACAGACAAAACCAUAAGUUUUGAUGAUGAAAGUGAUGAGGAGAGGCAUGUGGAAGAAGAUGCUAAGACUUCUGUUGGCACUUCAAGGGAUGUUCCAGCAAGUAGGCCUCGCCGUUGGAAAAGGAGUUCACGCCAAUAGACAUGUCACUAGCAAAUUAACUCUGUCGUAUAUUAGUUUUGUUCCCCCGUCGCUUUGGCCACCAUUGAAGAUGUAAAGUGAUUGAUAGCAACGAAUCAUCUUGACAUGUUGAUCUCAAUAUUGUUGCAACUCUAGUUCAG